AUGUCGUGUCGCUCCCAAAGCGACGCUUACAAGUCAGCAUUGACGGAUCGUUUCACCGAUACCAACGAGUCAAAGCUUCUUGACAUCCGCAAUCUUGAAGUGUUCAAACACCAACCACUUCAAGACCCCAGUACAGAACUCCGGUAUCUGUACCUACUUCCAAGAACGCACAACAUCGAUAUCGACGGACAAACAGUGGUUCGCUGCGAGCUUCUCUCCGAUGCUAACGAGCAAAGACCCUCUUAUGCCGGCUUGUCGUACACUUGGGGUGAUGCUCAGAUUCGUCGUCCCAUAAUAGUUGGCGACAAGGUCUUUCAUGCUACUGAGAACCUUGCUGUGGCUUUGGAGCAUCUGCAAGAAGAGGACAAGACCAUCACAUUCUGGAUAGACGCUAUCUGUAUCGACCAGAGCAACUCGAACGAGAAGAGCGUACAAGUCCAGAGAAUGGGUGAUGUCUUUGCAUCUGCCGUUAUGGUUAUUGCAUGGAUUGGUCCUGUAGCAGACGACAGUGAUUUAGCGCUAGAAGAGUUAGAGAAAUAUUGUGAAGACUAUGACCUUCCAUCAUUCAAACUGUGGACGGAUCUUCACAGCGAGCGAUUUGCGACUUUACCCUUUGCAUCAAUCAAAGCUCUUCUUGCUCGCCCGUGGUUCAAGCGUGUGUGGGUCGGGCAAGAGGUAGCUCUGAACGAACAAGUUAUAUUCGUCUGCGGUCAGCGCGAUAUCAACCGAAGAAAGCUACUCGAUUCCUUCGGGAAAUAUUGGAUAUCAUCGAUGUUCUGGAGAGGCCACGGGUACCAUUCAAACAUCCUUCGAUUUGAGCAUUCGAAACCCCUUCCUUUCCGCGAAUUUCUCGGCAAUGAUGAGGCCAGCUUCUCCUUCGGGGUUGGUAGUGAACUGGAGUCUUCGGAUCCAAGAGACUUUGUUUAUAGUUCAUUUGGGCGGAUCAGCGACAUUGAAGCGUGUGGACUUCACGUUGAUUACACGAAGUCAGUUGAGGAGGUAUAUACGGAACUUGCUGAAGCUUCUAUACGCGCUGGAAGUUUCGACUAUUUCGAUGUUUUACGUCCCUCUUCAACUUACAGAAACCUCCCGUCAUGGGUUCCGGAUUGGUCCGAGACACACAUAUAUGGCAUCCUUGAAACCCGUUUGGUACUCGAAUAUGAUAUCGCCGAGAUCUGUGAGGUUGAAAGGGGUGGUAAAGCUCUAAAAAUCUCUGCUCAACGUAAUGCUCGGAUCAGUUGUGUCGAGAAAGGCUUGCAGCUUCAGCAAGGCGCUCUUGGUUCCAAUCUGUCAAAGUCAGCUUCCAUCAGCCCAAAAGAGGAAGAAGAGGUUAUGUCUUUCUUAAAUAUGGUUCAAGGAGCUCUUGGCCGCAAAAAUCGAUGGCGCCCUGAAGAGGUUGACAAAGCACUUUUCGACUUGUCGGUUAGUUUGUCAUAUGCUCGAUACACGUUUAGAGAUAACAAAGAGAUGUUCAAAGACUUGUACAUGUCAUACCAGGCCUUUCGAGGUCUCGUAACUCCUCCUGAUGAUAUUCAGGACCCCCAGUCAUGGCGAAGAGACGCGAGCUAUGCCUAUCUCAACAUGCUUCGAGAUUCGAACAUCAAGAAUCUGUUCAUGACACCCGAAGAUAUCGUUGGUAUAAGUCAGGAUGGUGUGCAACCUGGUGACUGGGUGUGCGUACUCGGAGGUGUGGAAGGGGUAUGGGUCGUCCGUGAGACAGGAGAUGGUCAUUAUCGCAUCGUAAGCUGCGCCAAUGUGUUUCCUUGGGAAGAUGUCAAGAACAAUGACGCGCCAGUCGAGGUGCUUACUAUAGUUUGA
Messenger RNA from Alternaria arborescens, 1818 nucleotides. RefSeq lists its product as hypothetical. The record is from RefSeq and is a predicted model, not a curated record. The transcript has a single exon. Bases 1 to 1818 code for a protein of 605 amino acids. Lineage: Eukaryota; Fungi; Ascomycota; Dothideomycetes; Pleosporales; Pleosporaceae.